Molecule: messenger RNA, 2952 nt
Organism: Exophiala xenobiotica
Lineage: Eukaryota; Fungi; Ascomycota; Eurotiomycetes; Chaetothyriales; Herpotrichiellaceae
Exons: 1
Coding region: 131-2836 (901 amino acids)
Biological process (GO): regulation of DNA-templated transcription
Molecular function (GO): zinc ion binding; DNA-binding transcription factor activity, RNA polymerase II-specific
Source: RefSeq, a predicted model, not a curated record
GUGGAAGUGCGGGGCACUUGAGAUCUGGGGUUUGUCGGUCGGAGGGGAUCGGUUUGUCAGUCAACCUUGUCUUGUCUGGUGCUCAACAUUUCGAUUCAUAUUCUCUUCAACAUCAGCGUAUGGAUAUUGAAUGCAACGAGUCUCGCAUGAAUCAGACGAUAUAGCAAGCUUCCUUGACCCUAUUUUGACGAUGGCGACCGUCACUUGCGCAUCGACGACGAUGCUGAGCACCAACACCAAACCCCGCCGAAAACAAAAUCGGGCCUGUGAUGCCUGCAAAAGGGGAAAGCGGGCAUGCGAUGCGACAGGACGUGCUAGCAACGAGGUCUGCUCAAAUUGUUUAAGGACCGGCAAAGUCUGCACAUUCGAAAAAGUCCUUCGUACAGUCAAGGAGAAGUCGAAUCGAAAGAUCAAGAAGAAUUUGCCCCCCACUCCGCCAACGCGAAGUCGUGACGGUACCCAAAAUCUAUCGGAAGCAGUUCAGUCUUAUUCGCGCGAGGCCUCUGACCUUUCAGGCUAUCCUUCAAGCUUGCAAGCGCUUUCACCUUCCAGUCUCGAGCUUCUCGACAACGUCCACUCUGACACGACGCAGUUCCGCGCUGGCUCCCAGGACACGUAUGCUUUCCCGGAUAUUAACGAACUAUGUCCGUCUUUGACCUCAGAAGACUUCGAGCUUAUCACCCAAGAGGACUCCAAUGGCUCGACUACUACAUCGGGAUGGGAAGCUGUCGUUGACAUUAUCCGCCAGCGAGACACCACUUCUGAGAUCGACACCACGCCCAGCAGUAUCUUCUCUGUGGGCGCCGACGUAAAUGAUAAUAGCUUCGGCGCCUGGUCUCGCAAGAGGAAGACGCCGCCUGAGAGUCAACGUUCGCCGCGAGUCCGAUUUCCAAGCGACGUAAACUCUUCAUCAAAUGUAGCAGCUUUGCUUGCAGAAAAAACAAACAAGUCCCUAAUCUCGGACAGCCUAACCCGGAUUUACCAGGAUACUAUGGAGAAUGCCUUGUCUUGCUGGCUUACGGAAAGAACAUGUCCGUACACUUACGAAGGAAUUGACAGAAAUCAACUUGGGUUGACGGAGCCUUUGAGCUGCCAGAAUCCUUUGGAAUCAGGGAAUCGAGUGAUAGCACGUAUUUGUCAACUAGAUCGACCCACGUCGACUCUUCGAGAGCGCCCCCUGACGCAUCAUGAGAACCAGAUGGCCUCCCGCGCCGUCAAGGCCACCAUCAUGGCAUUUUCAAGCCAAUGGGCGCAAUCCCCCAGUGCUGUACGCGAGGCCACGGGCGGCUCACAGCAGUUCGAGACUUCGCAAGGCAUCAUCGAUGGGCGCACGAAUGGUACUGUCCACAGCGACAAGCCAUCAAGCUUUGACCGGUCGUUGCAAGAAUCAUUGUGGUACGAUGCUCAGCGUGCUCUGCAGGAGUGCGCUGAGAUUGACUCAUAUCGGGUGAUCUUUGCCCAGCUACUAUUUUCUUUCACUCAGAAACCCUUGCCACGCCACCAGUACGCUAGGAUUAGCAAAGUGAGAGCGGAAGGAGGAGUCAAUAUCGAGCUUACCACAGAUGCCCGCAAAGUGGAGGAACUGACGGCGGAAUCUUACAACAGCGCCUUUGAGGCGACCGGGAGCCCAUCAAACAGUAAUACGUCCGACACGUCCGGGGAAAUCAAAGAGCUACAAGAUCUGCUCGAGCUGCAAGGAUCUCCCAUACAUAUGGAGGCCGCCUUGUUACGAUUGUCAGCGAAGCGGGUUAGGCUUGAGGAUCUACGCAGAAGCGUUCGACGAGGCUCGACUGACGCAGCUGGUAUUGCCGACAGGAAAACUUUCAACAUGCUCUUCUGGAUGGUGAUGAUGUGUGACACGCUUCUUGCGGUGUUAUACAAGCGCCCCUGCGUCGUUUCAGAUGAGGACAGUCUUAUCCUCCAUGCAGAUAAUCUACCAGACACUGAGAAGACGGCAGACGCUUGCGAGCCACCUGUCGAUGACGAUUUGGAGUUUUCGCCUUGGGGCACGUUGUUCUUGAAGAAGGCUGAAUUAACCGUGCGUGCCAGGCCGUCCAUGUGGCCCAUGGCGGAAGAUCACGCACUCUCGCUUCUGUCGGAUGCCGCAACGGUCAAGGUCCUCCUGUAUCGCAAGAUCAAGCGGCUAAGCAACUGCAUGUUUAGGGGGAAUUCUGCGAAAAGAAUCGAGGCUGCCAUCGUUGACGCUCUCAAUGUUUACGAAUACUGGAACAAGACGUACGGCGAAUUCAUACUAACGUGCUUGAAGCACCACGAGGACCUCCAUGCGCGUGUCCAGUCCUGGUAUUCCGUCUUGAUCGGACACUGGCAUCUCGCUGUCUUUUGGCUCGCCGACUGUCUUGACGAGGUGGACCAACGUCAGAAAGGUGACCACCUGUAUGGCGCCCUCCGGAAGUCCUGUCGCCUUGCAUUUGAGAUGCGAAAGGCAAGCGCAUUCCAAAUAUCUGAUGUCUGCAGAGUUGCAAGGCCUCGCGAUGGCUCAAAUUUCCAUCGCAUUGGCAAUUUCCACACCACGGUCUGUGAGGGAGCACUUCUGACCGAGCCUUGGACGGAGAUUCUGAUACGAUGUUUCACGAGAUCCGCGGACUUGUUCUUGAAGUGGCUCUCGCAGUUGCAAUCGAGCCCUUCACAUCCGUCCUCCUGGUCGAGGGCAGGCAGUUUUGACGCGCUUUACGACAACUGCAUGCAAUGCAUCGCAGGACUUUUCGAUAUAGGUCGCAAGUCAGACAUGUCUUAUCUUUUGGCGUUGUCUCUCUUGGAACGGCUUCAAAACACCUUCCCAAAUGCAACGAACAACACUAGUCCAUUGUCAACCUGAGAAGCUGCCUCGGGCCUUGAUUUUAGCGUCUGAUGAGAGAGACUGAAGCCAGUCAGCGAUUCACGAUUUGAUGUCUGUUUGUACAUAGUCCAUAGUCCAAUUGCGUUUCUCCACCG